CAGCCGUGGCUCUCUCUCUCGUCUCGUCUCGUCUCGUCUCUCGUUGCCUUGUUGUUUAUAAACUUUCCCCCGCGCCGUUCUCUCUCACCAACCUCAGACAUUCUUUACCUCCCCUACAUUCGCUCACCAUAUCCAUCACCAUCAGCAUGUUGUUUCGCCUUGCUCUGUGCAUCAGCACGGCAGCCGCUGCAGCUCUGCCAGCAGCCCAGCAGCAGGUCACUGCCAACUCGCAUCAAAUCAAUCUUCCCGCCGUGCCUUGCGCUUUCUCCGACUCCAGCUGCUCCGAGGCUCUCGAUCCCAUCUCACAUCUGACCAUCGACUUCUCCACCCAAAAUGGCAGCCUACUCGCCAACAAGCAAUCCAUCUUUCCAGCUUCCGUCCCCAUGCAAUUCACCGCAGACCGCAAAUGGGAUAACUCCAUUCAACCCGUUCAAGUGACCUUCUCCUUGGAUGUCCGACCCCUCCCCAUUCGUCCCGGCGCCGGCCUGGGUGAGGUUUACUACAUGAAACUCCGUCUCUUUGACCAGCACGGUCGCCCUGCCACCCAGAACACUGUUGCCAUCAGCCUGCUGAGCGAUGCCCACGGUAAUCUGCAACUCGCCAUGAUCGAUCCGAACGGUAGCCGCGAGUACGGUCACGGAAACCGAGUCUGGCAAAUGAAGGCCUGGAAAGCACAACUCGAAACCUACUACCAUUCCGCAAAAGAAGCCGUCAAGAGCUGCAUCAAGCCAGGGCACUCGAUUGCCGAAGAGCACGAACACCACUACGAACACGAGCACAAGCAACCCUCCCACACUUCAGACUCCCACGACCACCGUCACCCAUCCACCAAAUACCCUCCCGUCUUCAAGAACGGCCAAAGCGGCGGAUUCUUCUGGGCUGGAAGUGAGCAGAGCAUCAUGAAGAUUGCCCGCCCCGUCAUCCUCCCCGCCCUGAUGGGAAUUCUCGCCGGUGGAGUUGCCUGCGUCAUUGGAUUCCUACUGGGUCGUCUCGUCAUCUCAAUCUACCUUUGCGCAGCGAGUCGCCGGGAGCAAAGAAUCCCCAUCAUCCACAUCGAAGACGGCGAGAUAUUUUCCGAAAAAGACGCCCUUCUUGAGCAUUACAGCGAUCAGGAACCUGACGCCCGCCAAUCUUGCCAAUAACUUUCCUUCCUUCCUUUUUUUAUACCUUUCAUCCUUUCUCUAUGUGACCACCUCUCUUUGGCUCCAUUUAUGAUAUCCAAUGUAGCAUAGCAUACCCUUCUGACUUACCUACUCAAAAUGCAAAAUGAAUGGAAUGAUUCAACCCCCCUCCAUCUGACUAUAACCCACUUUACC
Molecule: messenger RNA, 1316 nt
Organism: Aspergillus sclerotioniger CBS 115572
Lineage: Eukaryota; Fungi; Ascomycota; Eurotiomycetes; Eurotiales; Aspergillaceae
Exons: 2
Coding region: 147-1142 (331 amino acids)
Source: RefSeq, a predicted model, not a curated record